CAAUUCAGUUUUCAUAGCAGGCGCUUUUGCAUGAAUUCACGCAAACGCGUGUCGAAUGUCAGGCGCGUGACCGCUGUCGCACGCGGAUUUGCACUCGCCUUGCAUUUUCUACAAAAGAAUACAUUACUUGUAGACCAAUACGCACAUAUAAGCAGUUAAGCGAGCUCUACGCUAGGUGAAAUCCAGCAACAGCCGGGACGACGGACGAAAUGUCGCUGCCCGUUUCGUUAGCGCUCUUCCUUUGGCUUCAUGGCGCCUUGGCGUCCACACAGACUCGCUCCGACGUGGACAUUCGCGGCCUCUCGUUCACAGGGAGCAGCUUCACGGCAGCAGGAGGGCCUCCUGGGUCAUGCCGACUGCUUGAAACGUUCGGCGGAGUGAAUGAGGCGAAGUACCGGGACUGGGCCUCCGGCACUGGGGCGCCCAUAUCCUCAACCUCCUUUUCCAUUGAUGGCAUGGUUUCAGAGUACCCGGGCAGCAACGAAGAAGAGUGCGCCUGCCUGGCGGGACCCCGGAGCGACCCGUGCUGGUUCGCCCUGGGCCUGGUAUUCGCCGUCACUGACAAGUACUUCAGCAAGCAGGCCCCGUCCGCCCCUGCGCUCGGGCUGGCGUCGUUUAAUGUCAAUCCCACCGCCCGCCGCUUUGCGCUCACCGGCACGAUUUCGUUUAACGAGUGGCUCUUCACCAUUCCUUCGCUGCCCGAGGGCAGCCCCGCGCCGGACCUGCACUUCACCUUCAACAUGGCGGCCCAGAGCUGCGACAGGAACGCGCAGGCACCCGGCGGCACUGCCAAUCCCUCUAGGUUCAUGAAGAACUUCGUCUCGUUCUGGAACCCAGGCAACUUAUCCAUCAGCGCCAGUACCCGGUGGCGAUGCACUGUCGCGGCGCCUGCUAACCUCAUCCGGGUUAGCCUGGACGGCAAUGUGAUCCCCAUAGCAACAGCGGUGAUUACAGCUUCCUCCGCGAAGCAGGUGACAGUGGAGGCCGGCACUGUCGCGACGAUGUCACAGCUGCCGAGGCCGGUCCUGAGUUGAAACCAUGCCGCAAGCGACGGGGCGGGCGGGGGCGUGCCCUGCUGCGUGCUGCGUAGUUGUGUUCUGCUGUGCUGAGGGGUUGAGGGACCUCAGUGUACAUAAGUUCGUGGGCUCGCCUUACCAGGCAGGCAGGAGGGCCCCUCUGGCCCUCCCUGCCACUAGUCUCUGUAUAUGAGAUGGUGGGACAAGUUGCUCGCGUUCCGUUGCGAUUUGUCGUCGCGUAGCCUGGCCCCGUGCGUCCAUGAUGUGGGAGUGCCUGCGUGCAGAAUCCAGUCACCUAGAGUCGCAGGUUACCGGGUUGCAAGCUUCAGGGGCUGUGGGGCGAGUCAUGUUGAACCUAGCUACUGAUUUGAGUUGCAGGCUGUUGCUAGAAGGCCGGUUGUUGGCUGAGUAUGUUGAGCCGCCGUGCUGCAGCUUAACCCUACAGAUAUUUUGCACAGGACGUGCUCCCUUUUGUAGUGUGCUUUCAGCCU
This is a messenger RNA of Chlamydomonas reinhardtii, 1507 nucleotides long. RefSeq lists its product as uncharacterized. Bases 210 to 1034 code for a protein of 274 amino acids. NCBI's taxonomy places the organism in Eukaryota, Viridiplantae, Chlorophyta, Chlorophyceae, Chlamydomonadales, Chlamydomonadaceae. The record is from RefSeq and is a predicted model, not a curated record. The transcript has 5 exons.